UCUGUUGAUUGUACCAUCCUUGACAAAUAUAAACAUUAAGUAAGAGAAAAGUUAUUAUUGAGUUAAGCCUUAUCACUUAGAAGGAUAGAUAGAUAAAGCGAAGCAAUCAUUACAAUAUUUGCCCAUAUUUCAUUUUAAAAUCGCAUUUAAAUGCUAGAUUCAUUGUUUAUAUUCCCUACAAAUAAGAUAAAAUAUUUAUAUUUUGUACUAUCUCUUCCAAAUCACUUGCACGCAGCGCAAAGAUAUAUUCGUGUUCGCCCAAAUUUGCUUCUUUGGGAGGAAUUUCCGAUUAGUAUAAAGCAGACGAAUUUCAUGGUAUAUUCUGACCGCGGAAUGUCUAUAAUGGCAAUCAAAUCAAUUCGGCGUUGCAGAUUAUCUAUAUGCAGUCAUUAUGCAUUACUAGCACAUGCAAAAGUAUGUUGUAACAUGUAUAAUGGAAAUUUCCACGGACGCACGUAUAUCGCGAUGGAAUAUAUAAAAUUUACGGCGAUUUUAAUACUGGGAAUAGUCCCAUACAUGCUUCGUUCGAGCGUGGAAGCUCAAAGAAUAUCUGAUAAGGCGGUGAAGGAUUCCUCCGAUAACAACGUCUUUCCAAAGGAUUUUCUAUUCGGCGUUUCGACCUCUGCGCCUCAGUACGAGGGUGCAUGGGAUGCGAACGGUAGAGGACUGUCCGUAUGGGAUUACAUGACUCAUGCAGAUUCGAAAUUGAUAGAGGACGAGAGUAAGAUGGAUGUAGCAAAUGAUUUCUACCACAAGUACAAAGAGGACCUACGUCUGGCGAGAAGUAUUGGUACCCAAAUGUUUAAGCUCUCCUUCUCAUGGACAAGAAUUUUACCCAGCGGCUUUACGAAUCAUAUCAGUAAGGAAGGUGUGCGAUUUUAUAAGAAUGUAAUCGAUGAGAUAUUGGCGAAUGGAAUGAUACCAAUGGUCACAUUAUUUCAUUGGGAUUUGCCGAAUGAUAUGCAGAAAAUGGGUGGCCUAACUAAUCCAUUAUUUGUCGAUUGGUUUGAGCAAUAUGCUAAAUUUGUAUUCUCUACUUUUGGCAACAAGGUGAAAUUCUGGACGACCAUUCAUGAGCCAAAUAAUCUCUGCUACGGUGGUUACAGUUUCGAAUUCAUACCGCGCUUAAACUUGCCGGGAAUCGCGGAUUACUUGUGUGGGCAUCAUGCCAUGCUUGCUCAUGCGAGAGUGUACCACUUAUACGAUCGUGAAUUUCGUCCCAUUCAGAACGGUAAAGUAGGUUACUCUGUGAACUGUGAGUGGGCCUUACCAAAUGACUCCUCGUCACAGGAAGAUGUGAUUGCAGUGGAAGCCGACUAUAAGUGGUUUAUCAGUGGUUUUCUCAAUCCGAUAUUCAGCAGCGACGGUGACUAUUUGCUCAUCAUGAAGAAACGUAUAGCUAACUACAGUCGCGUUCAAGGAUUCGCCAGGUCGCGUCUACCGAGCUUCACGAAAGAACAGAUUCGCAACGUGCGCGGCUCAGCGGAUUUCCUUGGGAUAAAUUAUUAUACGUACGAAAUAAUGAAAGCGGAAAUAAUAAACACCAGUGGAAUUACCGAUGUAUCUUACGUCCAUGAUGUGGGCGCAAACACGUCAGAAGAGGUCCGUCCUCAGAAUGCACCGUGGGUAUUUGCCAAGGCAAUACAACGCUUGAACGAGGAUUAUCAUCCUACGAUUUACAUUACUGAGAAUGGCUUUCCCGAAUCCGGUUUGGAGGACAAGGUUAAGAUAGCGUACUUGCAGGGACACCUCACUGAAGUAUUAAAAGCAAUACAGAAAGGCGUAGACAUACGAGGUUACUUGUUAUGGUCGCUGCUGGACAAUUUCCAAUGGCAAUAUGGUUAUAAGCGAAAAUACGGACUUUUCCAAGUUAACUUCAAUGACACGCGUCUUGUUAGAACUCCGAGGUUGUCAGCAAGAUACAUCGCUCACGUUUAUAAAACACGACGUUUGGAGGAUACGUUAGAUAUAUAAAAAUUUGCCCGCAUUGAAUACAAGCGUAUAAAAUAAAAUAAAUUAUUCAUGUAUGUAACAAUCUACAACGUUUAA
Odontomachus brunneus is the source of this 2049-nucleotide messenger RNA. RefSeq names its product myrosinase 1-like. Lineage: Eukaryota; Metazoa; Arthropoda; Insecta; Hymenoptera; Formicidae. The transcript has 8 exons. The record is from RefSeq and is a predicted model, not a curated record. Gene Ontology annotation, molecular function: beta-glucosidase activity. Gene Ontology annotation, biological process: carbohydrate metabolic process. The coding region runs from base 151 to 1974 and encodes 607 amino acids.